Messenger RNA from Gracilinanus agilis (Agile Gracile Mouse Opossum), 1791 nucleotides. It is a transcript of the gene PRDM6, whose product is annotated as PR/SET domain 6. NCBI's taxonomy places the organism in Eukaryota, Metazoa, Chordata, Mammalia, Didelphimorphia, Didelphidae. The record is from RefSeq and is a predicted model, not a curated record. The transcript is spliced from 7 exons. Gene Ontology annotation, molecular function: histone methyltransferase activity; protein binding. Gene Ontology annotation, cellular component: nucleus. The coding region runs from base 1 to 1791 and encodes 596 amino acids.
AUGCUCAAGCCGCGAGACCCCGGAGGAUCGUCUUUCCUGAAAGUGGACCCAGCCUACUUGCAGCACUGGCAGCAACUCUUUCCCCAGAGCGCCCCGCUUAAGGGCAGCGGCGGCGGCGUCUUGGGUCAGCCGCCGCCACUGCCUCUGCCACCGCCGGCGCCCGAGCGCGCUGAGCCCGUGGCAGACAGCUUCCGCCCUCGCCCUGCUUCCUUGUCCUCUUCGGCCUCCUCCGCCUCCUCCACUCCAGCAUCUUCAACAACCUCUACUACAGCCGCGGCCUCUUCGUCUAGCGUCAACGCUUCCGCGGCUACCGCCACCUCCCUGGCCGGCCUGGCCGCCCUGCCAGUGGCCCAGCUCCCGGUCUUCGCGCCACUCUCCAGUUCCGAAGUGCUGCCCUCGGGAGCUCUGCAGGGCAAGGACUUAUGCGUCGGUUCCUGCUCGGUCUCUGGUUCCAAGUGUAGCGGCGGGGCUGCCGCCUGCGACAGGGGAACCCCACGAUUCCGUUGCACAGCUGAGGAGCUGGACUAUUACCUGUAUGGACAGCAGCGCAUGGAGAUCAUCCCUCUCAACCAACACACCAGCGACCCCAAUAACCGUUGCGACAUGUGUGCUGACAACCGUAAUGGCGAAUGCCCCAUGCACGGUCCCCUGCACUCUCUUCGCCGGCUGGUGGGGACCAGCAGCACCGCCGCCGCCGCGCCCCCGCCAGAGAUACCGGAGUGGCUUCGAGACCUGCCUCGGGAGGUGUGUCUGUGCACCAGCACUGUGCCAGGUCUGGCGUAUGGUAUCUGCGCUGCACAGAGGAUCCAGCAGGGCACCUGGAUUGGACCGUUUCAGGGAGUGCUUCUUCCCCCAGAAAAGGUGCAGGCAGGAGCUGUCAGAAAUACCCAACAUCUCUGGGAGAUAUAUGACCAAGAUGGGACACUACAGCACUUUAUUGAUGGCGGGGAACCUAGUAAGUCAAGCUGGAUGAGAUAUAUUCGAUGUGCUAGGCACUGCGGAGAACAGAAUCUAACAGUAGUACAGUACAGGUCAAAUAUAUUCUACCGAGCCUGUAUCGAUAUCCCCAGGGGCACUGAGCUUCUGGUGUGGUACAAUGACAGCUACACAUCUUUCUUUGGGAUCCCUUUACAGUGCAUUGCCCAGGAUGAAAACUUGAAUGUCCCUUCAACCGUAAUGGAAGCCAUGUGCAGACAAGAUACCCUGCAGUCUUUUAACAAAAGCAGCAAGCUCUCUCCUGCCACUCCACAACGCUCUGUAGUUUUCCCACAGACUCCAUGUAGCCGGAAUUUCUCUCUCCUGGAUAAGGCUGGGCCCAUCGAAUCAGGAUUUAACCAAAUCAAUGCAAAAAACCAGCGAGUUCUUGCAAGCCCAACUUCAACCAGCCAACUCAACUCUGAGUUUAGUGACUGGCACCUUUGGAAAUGUGGACAAUGCUUUAAGACAUUCACUCAGCGGAUCCUUUUACAGAUGCAUGUAUGCACCCAGAACCCUGACAGACCCUACCAGUGUGGUCACUGUUCCCAGUCCUUCUCCCAGCCUUCUGAACUAAGGAACCAUGUGGUCACCCACUCCAGUGAUAGACCCUUCAAGUGUGGCUAUUGCGGUCGUGCCUUUGCUGGGGCUACCACCCUCAACAACCAUAUCAGAACUCAUACUGGAGAAAAGCCUUUCAAGUGCGAGAGGUGUGAGAGGAGCUUCACGCAGGCCACCCAGCUGAGUCGACACCAACGGAUGCCCAAUGAGUGCAAGCCAAUAACAGAGAGCCCAGAAUCAAUUGAAGUGGAUUAA